CCCGAUGCCGACCGCAGGCUGCUCCCUCCUCCAUCCUCCCGACGCCACAAUAGGGGCAACGACAACGACGUCGGGUGCCAGCCGCGCGCCGCGGCUGCCCUCGUCCUCCUCUACCACCUCGUCCUUCUCUUCCUCCUCUCUCCCCUCCCCUUCCUUUAUCUCUCUCUCCCCUGCCCUCCCGAUGCGGCGGUGGGCGGCGUGGCCAGCUCGUGCGGCUGGCCCGAGGCGGCGCGACGGCGGCUCUGCUGCUCCUCCUCCCCCUGCAUCCUCUCCCUUUCUCUCUCCCCACGACCAUAGCCACGUUUGCUCUGCAGAAACCCUAGGUGCCAUGGUGGGCUCGGAUCUGGCCGCGGUGAUUCCUGGCAUGCGCUGCACCGCCAUGGCUGCCUCCGACAUUUCUGAUGGUGGUGUCUCCUCUGCUCAAUUCAUUUCUUAGCGUCUCCCAGGUUGAUGAAUUGUAAUGUCUCUGCUCCUCCCCUCUCUCCUACUGCCCAAAACCCAGCCACCAGGGGUGAUGGACAAGUUUGUGUCUUGGUUCCUAAUAGUUCGCGUAAAAGAUUGAGGCUCUCUAUAGCUACGCAUGCAGUAUCCUAACUAAGCCCCAUCCACAUCAUCACCGUGUAUUGUAGCAUAAAAAGGAGAUAAAUGUCUCCGGAACUGGUUUCUCAUGCUCACCACCCCUUAAGCUUUGAUUUGUAUCCUCAUUGCUUAUAAUGGAAUGUUCUCAGCAUAUGCCAUUGGCCAUUUUCCCAUUCUUCAGCUUAUGAUGAAAAUUCCAUACCACUGCUCAAGGAUAGCAUCUGAUGUUCAUUCGCUUGUGAGGUAUUCGGCAUGACCUACUACAUACUCUAGUUGUCGGCAUGCCUUGAAGCUCCAAGUUGAUAAACAAAUGAUGAUUGGUAUGUUUCUGAGGCCUCUAAAAAAUCCUACCUGCUUUGAAACAAAUACCUUCUUUGUUGCUGCAGCAGAAAUUUUAUGGACCUUUAAAACAACGUGUUGGUUUGCGGGACAGAAAUGUCAGUGGGAUUUACUAUUAUUUAUGUUGCAAUUUUCUUUGGUCUAUAUAGGUGCUACAACUAGAUGACGAGCAAAGCAGCUUUUCAUUUAUUAGGAACAUUUUUUUUGCAACUAUCCAUUUGUUAUGAAGAUUUUUUGCCUAAUUUGUUAGCAAUUUUUAUUUAACUCAGCUGUUUUUGUUUCAGGAAUGCCUGUUCAAACACCAACUAAUUAUUUUUGGGAAUUCUCACUGUGCCUUUCUUUGUUUAUUCAACCGUUAAAAUUGUAUGACAAUUUUCCCUAUCUUAUUUCCAAUGCUUUGUACAUAACAAAAAAAUGCAUCGCUUUAUCUUAACAGUACUUGGUUCGUUCACCAACAUUAGGAUGCUACUGCAUUGAGUAAUACAUUUUCCUGUUAUAAAUGUACAUACCGACACAACUCAUUUGCCAGUCAUUUAGCAUUUUGUAAUAAAGAUAUCGCUGUUAGGCGGCUGUUAUGCUUUUCCUGCCAAAUUAUUUGCUUAUUUCACUCUCAACAAUCAAGUUCUCUAUGCGCCAUUUGUCAAAUUUUGUGCUCCCUUCUAACAGGGUGCAAGUACCUAUCUAGGGCAUUGUGUCUCUAUAAUCUGCCUUUAUAUGGUAGAUUCAAAAAUUUUAUGCCUCAAUAAUAUUCUUGUUCCAAUUUUCUUCCUAUUACCAUGGAUUCUCUAACAUUUAAAUUUGGACCACACUCUGGAACGACUCGUACUUACACCAUUUCAAAUUCAGCUUUAUAUAAAAAAGCUUUGUGGUUUAAUUUGCAUUUGCACAUCCAAAAUGGUUUUGGUAUUAUCAAAUGAAAUUUAGGUGUGCAUACUGCUGCUUGGGUUUUCUUUUUUCUUUUAUUGCUAUAUGGUGAUUCUCAGAAACCUACAGAGUACAUGUUUCUCCUUUUGAGCACUCCUACUUACAAGCAUAAUUGCACAUGGUAAGAUUUCGUGUCAUCUCCAUGUUGGUUUACAACUUAUACAAUGAUAAUAUGUGCGUCAGAAACAAAGCAUGUAUAUUUGAACUAGCCUAGAGGAACCAUGCCAGUUAAUUUUUUCUAUUAUACUACUUUUAGAACUAAUAUAGUUGGGUGCAGUAUGGCAACUUAAUUAUGCUACCUCAGAGAAUACAAGUGCUAUAUACAUUUAGAAUUCUAUCUUGGUUAUGAUACUUUUAAAAGUUUUGCAUGCACGGAUACCUUGUUAUGAUUGGGACGUCUAGUUAUGAACUCUAUUUAAAUAUCAUUGGUACACAAUUAAGUGUUGCGCUAUCCCAUCAAUCAUUAUUAAAACCUCUACUUACAAAUGUUAAAGUACGGUUCAAGGUUUUUUCAGUGCAACUAAGGUCGUUACAUGGUUUUACUUAGUUCUACUGAGAUGUUAUGAGUCCUAGACUCCUAGGUGGCCAACACUAUUAAUUAUUGCUACUGACACAUCGUUGUAGUUUAAGGUUGCUUAGAGUUGGAAAUUUAUGUGUACUUUUACUUCUGCUCCAUGUCUUACCACUAACUGCCGAAUAGCUUUAUGUCAAGACAAAAUGAUUCUUAUACACUGUUUGUUUUCAUAUUUUAUUUUAUUAUAGUAUUUCUUCGAGUUGUGAUAUGGUCCAUGCACAAAUAACUGCAUGCAUUUUCAACACAUGCAUAUUCAGGUUUCUCAAUCCAUUUGGAUGUUUUCUGGACUGCAUACAUCACCUGCAUAUCCGUGUUUUUUUGGUUUAGCACCAUGGAAAUGAUAAUUUUCAUGUUAAUUUGUUUUGUCCAUCUGAAGAAAAUCUCAAUGCUAAACAGUAACUUAUUUUUUAAAUGCUAAUCCAUAGCUAUGAUUUUUACCUAAUUAAGAGUUUUGUAUUAUUAUGUCUUAACGGUCCAGAACUGUGUUUUAUGAAAUUUAUUAUAUUUUCAAUCCAAACAACCUAUAUCAGUUACUUUAAUGUCUAUUUGUUUUAUCUCCACCUCCAUCAUGCUUCCUUCUAACUUGCAGUAUGAAGCUCCAACCUUAAUGUUUCAUAGGACGCCCCUUGUUACUGUCAAAAUCAUUUUUGACACAAUUACAUACCUACUAAGAGUUAAGGCAUCUUGAUGGCAGUAAGAGGAAGAGGCAGAGGCAGAGGCCGUGGCAAUGGUGACAAUGCCCCAAUUGUUGUGGAGGAACUUAUGCAAACUCAGAAUGAGAUGAUGCACGUUUUCAUGCAGCACCUACAGCAACAACCCCCACCAACACCACCACCUGUUCAUGUGAGAGAUAAGCGUGGAGAGUUUAUGAAGGGAAGACCCCCAGUGUUUACACACUCAGCUGAUCCUAUGGAGGCAGAUGAUUGGCUUCGUGCUGUAGAAAGACAACUGAACAUAGCCCAGUGCAAUGAUAUGGAAAAAGUGUUGUAUGCUUCUGGACAACUUCAGGGAGCAGCUCAGACAUGGUGGGAGUCAUACCAAGCUGCUCGUCCCAACAAUGCUCGUCCUGUCACCUGGAUGGAAUUUUGCAGAGACUUCCGAGCACGACACAUCAAUGAGGGAAUGAUGGAGCUCAAGCAGGAAGAAUUCAGAUCUCUCAGGAUGGGUUCUAUGUCUGUGGCUGAGUAUCAUGACAUGUUUGAGCAGUUGGCUCGCUAUGCUCCAAAUGAAGUUAGAGAAGAUGCUGAUAAGCAACGUCUAUUCAUGAAAGGUCUUUACUAUGAACUUAGAUUGCAACUGGCUGGAAACACUUAUCCUACUUUCCAGGCACUGGUGAACCGUGCUAUUGUGUUGGAUAACAUGCGCAAAGGUCAGGACAAGAAGAGGAGGAUGCUAGCACAAGGUUCUGGAGGCAACAACCGCCAACGUUUCAAUUCUCAGCAAGGCGAUCAACAGAGGUACCAGGGACCGGUUGGACAAUGGGAUCGCAACCAACAACCUCAGCGUAAUCCUAAUCAACAGCAGAGUGGUCAGCAGGUUCUCCGCUCAGGGAAUUCAACUGCCACCUCUAUGAAGAGAAGUGCUCCCAAUACCCCUACUAGGUGUUUUCGCUGUGGGAAAGAAGUUCAUAUGUCAUAUGAUUGCCCAGAGAGGUUCAACCAGCAGAACAACAAUCAAAAGUCUAAUUCUCAUGGAGCAAAGGUGAACCACGUGGCUGCAGAGACAGUACAGGAAGGACCAGAGAUUAUGAUGGACGGUGAGCCGUACGUAGGUGAUCUAGACCAAGCUUUUGAAGACCAUUCAGCUAACUCUGCUGGAGCCAUCCUGUAA
This is a messenger RNA of Sorghum bicolor (sorghum), 4246 nucleotides long. RefSeq lists its product as uncharacterized. Bases 3104 to 4246 code for a protein of 380 amino acids. The record is from RefSeq and is a predicted model, not a curated record. Lineage: Eukaryota; Viridiplantae; Streptophyta; Magnoliopsida; Poales; Poaceae. Gene Ontology annotation, molecular function: zinc ion binding; nucleic acid binding. The transcript has 7 exons.